GCAGUUUUCACCAUCCAAACUGGAAAAUUAGGGGGAGUUCCUUCCCCCCCUUCUCUCUCUCUCUUCCAAAAAGUCUCUUUGACCACCACCAUCACCACCCUUUCUUUCUUCCCUUCUUCCUCCUAUCUACUUCAACCUUUCCUCUCUUAAAUCUCCAUUAUUGUUUUCACAUUCCCCAACCCCCCAUAAUAUAUAAACAUAUUUUCUUGACCUUCUCUUUUCUUGAAAUUAUAUGUAUAUUGAUCUAUGUUCAAUUGUGUUAUGAUCUGAAAAGGCAAAAGUUUGCAUUUUUUUCAUCAUUUUCACCAAUAUGGGCAGCUGUUUUUCUAGCUCCAAAGUUAGUGGCUCAAAUAGCAAUACCCCUUCUACAACUACUACAAAUGUAAAUGUUCAUCACAACCGUCCUUCAACAACAACAACAACAACUGUUACAUCAAGAAAACAAGAGGGGUCAAAUUAUAAUAGAGAUAAAGGUAAUAUUAAUACAAAAAACAGCCACCAAAAACAACAACCUAGGAGUUCUCAGCAGAAUGUUGUUGUUAAGCCAAGUUCAAGAAGACAAAGUGGAGGGGUUAUUCCUUGUGGGAAAAGAACAGAUUUUGGGUAUGAUAAAGAUUUUGAUAAGAGGUAUACUAUUGGUAAAUUGUUGGGUCAUGGCCAAUUUGGGUAUACAUAUGUUGCUACAGAUAGAUCUUCUGGAGAUCGUGUUGCUGUUAAGAAAAUUGAGAAAAACAAGAUGGUUCUUCCAAUUGCGGUUGAGGAUGUGAAACGAGAAGUCAAGAUAUUGAAGGCCUUAGCUGGUCACGAGAAUGUGGUUCAAUUCUAUAAUUCAUUUGAGGAUGAUAAUUAUGUCUACAUCGUAAUGGAGUUAUGUGAGGGUGGAGAACUAUUGGACCGAAUCUUGUCCAAAAAAGAUAGUCGAUAUACUGAGAAAGAUGCGGCGAUAGUUGUACGCCAGAUGCUAAAAGUGGCUGCUGAGUGUCAUUUACAUGGUCUGGUGCAUCGAGAUAUGAAACCUGAGAAUUUUCUCUUUAAGUCUUCAAAGGUGGAUUCGCCAUUAAAAGCCACAGAUUUUGGUCUUUCAGACUUCAUAAGACCAGGGAAAAAGUUCCAAGACAUUGUUGGCAGUGCAUAUUAUGUAGCCCCAGAGGUGUUAAAGCGUAGAUCAGGACCUGAAUCAGAUGUAUGGAGUAUAGGUGUAAUUACAUACAUUUUGCUAUGCGGCCGUCGGCCCUUCUGGGACAAAACUGAGGAUGGUAUAUUCAAGGAGGUCCUACGAAACAAGCCUGAUUUUCGUCGCAAGCCAUGGCCAAACAUAAGCAACAGUGCUAAAGAUUUUGUAAAGAAAUUACUGGUGAAGGAUCCGCGCGCUAGACUUACUGCCGCUCAGGCCCUAUCGCAUCCAUGGGUCCGAGAAGGAGGUGAUGCAUCUGAGAUCCCACUCGACAUUUCUGUUUUAUCCAACAUGCGGCAAUUUGUCAGAUAUAGUCGCCUAAAACAGUUCGCUUUACGGGCGUUAGCUAGCACGCUUGAUGAGGAGGAGCUCUCUGAUCUGAAGGAUCAAUUUUCUGCAAUUGAUGUGGAUAAGAAUGGUGUCAUCAGUCUCGAAGAAAUGAGACAGGCCCUUGCCAAGGAUCUCCCAUGGAAAAUGAAAGAGUCACGAGUUCUUGAGAUUCUUCAAGCGAUUGAUAGUAACACAGACGGGCUUGUUGAUUUCCCGGAGUUUGUGGCCGCCACUCUACAUGUCCAUCAGUUGGAGGAGCAUAAUUCUACAAAAUGGCAGCAAAGAUCGCAAGCUGCUUUUGAGAAAUUUGAUGUUGAUAGAGAUGGAUUCAUAACCCCGGAAGAACUUAAAAUGCACACGGGUUUGAAAGGAUCGAUAGACCCACUUUUAGAGGAAGCGGACAUUGACAAAGACGGGAAGAUAAGCCUGUCAGAAUUCCGUAGGCUUUUAAGAACUGCUAGUAUGAGUUCACCAACGGUGAGAGAUUCACGGAGAAAUGUAGCUUUGUAAAGAUGUAUAAACGGAGAGGUGGACUUCAUCAGAAAAUCUUGUGGGAAGACGACAAUGCUCGUAGACAUGUUCUCUUGUGCUUGCGCGCGCUGCAUGUCUCAGAAGGGAAGGCUCCCGAGAUGAUGGUAUUUAGAGGCACGUAGCCACGUGGCACUUUGUAGCUAGUGGUCCUUGCGCCAAGUGUGUUUUGUUGAGUUUCCUUUUGCCCUUCACAAAAGAAUUUUGGCAUGAAGUUUCUUUUUUCCCUAAACAACCAGUUGCAAAUGUCUGUAAUCUGGUAGUUGUAGUGUAUAUUCUGUGUCUCUGUUUGUGAGUCUCCAGGUUCUUCCUCCCUUUGAAAUUCUAAUGUUAUGUCAUUAUAAAUAUGCCAUCAAUGUAAAUUGUCUGUAUCAAAAGGUUUGUUCUGUAUGAUUUA
Molecule: messenger RNA, 2429 nt
Organism: Nicotiana tabacum (common tobacco)
Lineage: Eukaryota; Viridiplantae; Streptophyta; Magnoliopsida; Solanales; Solanaceae
Source: RefSeq, a predicted model, not a curated record